AUGGUCACAGAAUUUACUUUAUCAGCCAAAACUCCAACUCCUAUUUUGGUUUAUUGUGUAGCCUUACCGUUACCGGAAGACGAACAAGAUGAUGAUGAAGGCUAUGAAUAUGAAUUUAUAGACUUUGGUGCACCACAAAUGGAAACUGUUAUUGCGUCGAUGGUCGUAACAGUUUCCGUUGCGUUGAGUCUUCUUGUCUGUUAUCAGCGUGCCAACAGAUUGAUCCCCAACGGAAUAUACUUUGCCUUACAACCACGACAUACUCCAGAUGAAGAUCUGUCUUUACAGACUGGUUUGUUAGAAGAGGAAGAUGAAGAUGCCACCCAAUUGGAUGAUCGAAUGCUGGACCAUAUUAGAUAUCGUGACGAUGAUGAUAGCAUCGAGGACGUGCGUGUAUCGAAAAAUUACGAACGAUCUCUUAUAGAUGAUAGUAACAAGCCAACUGAAAACCAGAGCAACAUGCGUAAUGAUUUUGGUGUAUUUAGUAUUGCAGAUGAAGAUGACUUAUGA
Molecule: messenger RNA, 510 nt
Organism: Paraglomus occultum
Lineage: Eukaryota; Fungi; Glomeromycota; Glomeromycetes; Paraglomerales; Paraglomeraceae
Source: the annotation of a GenBank genome assembly